AUGCCUUAUGUUAUGUUUGUAGUUUCCCUUGAAAAUAUAGAUCUCUACAAAAGAGAUUCACGAGCAAUACUUUUGUAUGUUCAGAAUUCUGACGAUUUUCACAUAUAUUUCUCAUCUGCAGUACAGGCCACUCGGUUUUAUAAUCUAAUGUGUGAAAUGGUAGACAACGAAAAUCAAGUCACAGAUACUGAGGAACCUGAUGGCUGUUAUGAGUAUGAAUAUGAUGAUAAAAACCGCAAGAUAGUGCUCGGUCGAGGUUCAUUUGGUGUGGUUUAUGCUGCUCGAAACAAAAAUACUCAAGUUAGGAUAGCUGUGAAAGAAGUCCCUGAGAAGAAUUUAGAAGAAGUUCAACCACUCCAUGAAGAGAUAAAGUUACACUCCCAUCUGAGUCACAAAAAUAUUGUUAAAUACCUUGGUUCUGUUAGUGAAGAUGGUUUUUUUAAGAUUUUCAUGGAGCAAGUCCCUGGAGGCAGUCUGUCUCAGCUUUUGCGAUCCAAGUGGGGUCCUUUGAAAGAUGCUGAGCCAACCAUAGUUUUCUACACCAAACAAAUACUAGAGGGCUUGAAAUAUUUGCAUGACAAUAAAAUUGUUCACCGUGACAUUAAAGGUGACAAUGUCUUGGUGAAUACCUACAGUGGUGUCUUGAAGAUAUCUGACUUUGGGACAUCAAAACGGUUAGCAGGAAUCAAUCGCAAUGCAAAUACAUUAGCUGGCACAAUGCAAUAUAUGGCUCCAGAGGUGAUUGACAAAGGUGUGCGAGGUUAUGGUCCACCUGCAGAUGUAUGGUCCUUUGGUUGUACUGUUAUUGAAAUGGCUACUGGAAAACUGCCAUUUAAUGAGCUUGGUGUUCCACAAGCAGCCAUGUUCAAGGUUGGUUUCUAUAAAAUCCAUCCAGAAAUACCAGAAAGUAUGUCAGAUCAAGCAAAACUAUUCAUUGGGAGGUGCUUUGUAGCAGAUCCUGAGAAACGCGCCACCUGUGAUGAAUUACGUAAACACCAAUUCUUGGCGACAUCUAAGAAAAAAAAAUCAGCUUCGGAGAUUGACUAUAACCGCAGUACAUCAGUCUUGGGUAUAAGUAGGGUGAGGUCAUUAGAUUCUGCCCAUGAAGUCCCAAAUCAAAAAGGUUGGAACAAAGUAUCAACAAGAUUGUCUAGUCAAAAAACACCACCAUCUUCAAGUAAUGAGAACUUGCGAGAUAUUGAAACACCGGAGGAAUCAAGAUCAAAGAGUGUUGGGUUUCUCUGUAACCUUUCAAGUAAUAGUGUUCAACUACAUCGUUCUACCUCUUCAACAACAUCUGACCCUUUGCGGGAUGAUGCUCUGUGUUCACAAUAUCCACCUUCUCCAAAUAAUGCUACCAGCAGUUACUCUAGCAAAUUCUACCUACUACUCAAGGAUUCAGAACAGAGAGAAAAAUUAUUGAAUAUACUCAAUACAGAUCACAGAGAGAUCCUAGAAAAAUGGUAUGAAACUUUAAAGCAAGAGAAUCACAAUACAAAAUUGACUGAGAUACAUUUGGAAACCUUGUUAAGUGCAAUCCUAGAGAAUAUCCGAUGUACAGCUUCAAAUGAUCCUGUCGUGGAAAUAGCUGAGCUGAGAAAAGAGUUAGAACUUGAUUCAUCAACACUGAUAGAUAUUCAGCGUUCUUUUUGUCUGCUGCAGGAAAUUGUUACCACAAGACUAAAAUGUCACAAAAUACAGCCUCACUGGGUAUUUGCUUUUGACAAUUUUCUGCGAGAAGCUAUUACAUCUACAUCUCUCUUACUCUCACCGGGUUCUGCUUCAGCUGCUGAAAGUUUGUCAACUCAUGCCACUUCAAAAAAAUCUCCUUCCUGUAUUCUCCGCUCCACUUCUACUAAUGAAGCUGUACAACAGAUGAGAGAUGAAAUACAAAAGUUAUUGAAACAACUAUUGGAUACACUAAGUUCUUUGCACCAGACUUUCAUUGACUGGAAAAUGCAGCAAGAAAAACACAAUUCAGCCAACUCUGUUGGUAAACUUUUAUCUCCAUCAGUUGCUGUGGACCCACAACUUGUAAAAUGGCUUAAGCAAUGUCAGGUUGAUGAAGAUACCAUUAAACAUAUCACAUAUGAAGAAUAUUCUUAUAUCGAUUUUGUGGAAAUGGUUACUCUUGAAGAACUUCAUGGUUUAAAUAUUAAAAAAGGCAUAGUAUAUCGGAUAUGGCGGAGCCUUACAUUAUUACGAAAGGCUAAAAGAAAUAAUUCAUCCUCCCAUGGAGAAAACACCACUUCUGUCUGUGGAGCAGAAAACCUGGAUGUUGAUCACAAAUAUGAUGGAUCUUCUUGAUGAAUUUCUUGUUCAGUUUAAUACAUUAAUGGUUUCAACCUGUUAAUUUUAUUCAUGUCUUGAGAGUUAUUUGAAUGCUAUUUCAACUCAAUAUUAGCUUGCUGUGAUUAUGGGACAAUUUAAAUUGACAAAAGCAUAUGAAACAUUUUGAACUGAGAAAAGCACAUGAAUAUUUGCAUGAUUUAACCACUUCUUUAAUUCCCUUUUCAAUCACAAUUCUUUCUUCAAUAAAUCAUUUUCUUAUUUUAUUUCCACUUCAGUCAUUUCAUAGGUUAUCUUUUUAUAACCACUUCAAUGAUGGUAUCCUCAGAUUACAGUUUCAGUUGUCAUAAGACAUGUAAAUGGCAUUUAUAACAAGCACCAUUUUCCUUUUAACCUAUCAUUUAUCUUCCAAUCUCUCUUGGCCAGUGACCUCAAUAAUCCACUGUGAUAAAUAACAUUGCUACGCUCAACAGUUUGGUUUUUACCAAGCAGUUUUAUCUUUCUUUUACUUUCUUUUCCUUCGAGCAAAUGAAAUAAUAAUAAUAAAAAUAAUACUAAACAAAA
Messenger RNA from Octopus sinensis (East Asian common octopus), 2853 nucleotides. Its product is annotated as mitogen-activated protein kinase kinase kinase 5. Gene Ontology annotation, molecular function: protein kinase activity; ATP binding. The transcript is spliced from 27 exons. Gene Ontology annotation, biological process: protein phosphorylation; MAPK cascade. Bases 1 to 2307 code for a protein of 768 amino acids. NCBI's taxonomy places the organism in Eukaryota, Metazoa, Mollusca, Cephalopoda, Octopoda, Octopodidae. The record is from RefSeq and is a predicted model, not a curated record.